Molecule: messenger RNA, 1215 nt
Organism: Tripterygium wilfordii
Lineage: Eukaryota; Viridiplantae; Streptophyta; Magnoliopsida; Celastrales; Celastraceae
Exons: 2
Coding region: 697-1050 (117 amino acids)
Source: RefSeq, a predicted model, not a curated record
UGAUGAGCUUAAUUGAGUGGAAUUAGAGGUGGAGUAAUAGUUAAUCAAGCUGCUGUGCUGGAGUUGAAGAGAGAAUCCAUCCUAAAAUUGAGCUAUAUCGUGGUUUUUACAGCCUAAAAUUGAGCGCAAUGGCAAGAGUGGCCGAGCCUUAAAAUUUUCCCUAAAAACAUAUCCCCUCCCAAAAGCAGCCUUUUAGCCAAAGAAAUUGGGCCUGGGCUUAUAAUAUUUAUUGGGCCUCAUGCUUUCAUAGUUGAGAUGAUGUAGCUUUCCUUUAAUCAGCAAAUGAGGAAGCCUCAUAUUGCCACGUAGCACCGGCCUUGAAGUCAACAGUAGGGACUAGGGAUGGGUAGGUGUGUAUCUAUACUUCUGUGUACCCCACAUUGUCUCCGGUGCUUCACAGUUCACAUGAUGAUACUCACACUUGUAAGAGAGUGAGUGAGUGACGGUGCCAAACCCUCUCUUCCAAAAUUCUCAGCGAAGCUGGAGUCCUCUUUUCUCUCAUAUUCUCUCUCCUUGAAUGUAUAUGCAUUUCCCUAAUUUAACGCCACCUUAGUAAUUGCCAAAAUCAGUAGAGCAGAAAAAAGAACCCUUUUUUAUGCUCCGACAAAUCAAAACAAUACUUGGUACGCAGAGCAUCGAAGGAACUCAGUCACCAAUUCCCACCUAUUUAGCAGCCCAGCAGAAGAAGGAACAAUCAUGUCUUCUUCUGGGUUCAGUUCCUCUUUCUUGUUUCUUAUGCUGCUGCUAUUUUUGGCGAAUGUGUUCAGUCACAGUGAAGCAAGCAUAGCCCAAGCAAAUGGGUCACUGGUGGAGGCAGAAAAGCUGGUGCCAUUGUUGGGGCAAAGGAAGGUAGAAAUGGUGUUGAAUGAGAGCAGGAGGAAAUUGGGGGGCUUCCAGAUAUGUGCACUUUGCACUUGCUGUGGAGGUGCCAGGGGAGUGUGUGUGCCAUCUCCCUGUUGCUAUGCCAUUAAUUGCCACAUUCCAAACAGGCCCUAUGGUUUCUGCUCUUUCACUCCCAAGACCUGUAAUUGCUUUGGAUGCCAUAUAUAGUCUAAGUCUUUCUCUCUUUCUCUUUCUCUUUCUUGAUAUAAUUCGCUUUCUUUAAAUUGGGGGUAAUCUUGAUUUUUAAGUGUGAAUGGGCAGGAGAAUAUCUGUUCUUAGAUUUAUUUGUUGAUAAGUUUAUUAUAAUUUAUAAAAUUAUUACUGUUCGAUUAA